UUUAUACAAAAAAAAUCAAUUCUGUUGAGAACUCAGAAUCUGAAUAAUUAUCUUAAAAUACAUCUACAUAUGAAUCACCUUGAGGGUUAUGGCUGGGACUUCUCAAACUUUAAGUGCUAAGUUUGGCUUCUCAAUCUGCAAACAUCGAACUUAUUCCGCAAAUGCCGAGUUAAGGAUAUGGAUUUAAGUAGGUAAACUGCAGAUAAACGAAUGUGGAAGCGGUUGAAACGUUGAUGGAAUGAUCUUUCGUCAAGCAAUUCUCAUCAUGCACUUGCGCGUGAUGAUUGUAUAACAAUUAGCUACACCAACCAGAUUUCAUGAGACCUGAUACAUUUGCAUUUGUACAAACGUCAAACACAUUCGUAGUUAGGUCCUGAAUGUGAGAUUCUUCCCUAGAGUCAUACUAUCGUCUCAUACCACAACGGUUUCAUCUGAUUGCCAAGCAGGAAACAAUACAGCGAGAUCCAUCAAUAUAUAUUUCUCUGGAUGCUUCUUUCUUGUAUUUCCAAAAGUGUGAAGAAAUCUUCUUGCAUCUAGCAAAAUCCUGUACACCUCUUUCAACACCAUUUAAAUCUCAAAAUACUAUCGUCAAUAUUUUCGCGCUGCAGCUGUUACUACUCGAGUUUCAUUCAGAUGUUAUUGCAAACUUGCGCGUUCCCAGAAAUAGCCACCGAGAAGAAUAGAAUCGCCAUCGACGGGGAAGUCGACAUGUCAGCAGUGGGAGGGCAAAAGACGCCCGCAGAAGAAUUGCGUGCUUACAAUGAGCGAAAUGCAGCAGUAAUAAAUCCUCUGCACUUCCAAUUGGUAAUGCGACUAACAUGAAUUUAGAAUCCACGCCUAGUUUACAAAGGGGAACGCUGUCCAGAUGCGCAGUUUUGCCGCUUGUCCCGUGUCAUAUGGACCAGGGGGGAUGAUGACAACAUCGAUGCAGUUGUGAUUGCGGGCCCUGAUCUCGUCCCCGAGGACAAACGUGAACAAAUCACUGUCACUGAGAGACUGGCUGGUGAGUAUACCUGGCACGCAUAUUUUGUUAGAUAUGUGAAUCGUAAAGAGACUCAGUCUCAUGUUUACGAGCACCAUGUGGCUGAGGUGGACUUGAUUGCGAGAGAUUAUCGCAAUAGACAUCUAGAUUGAUAAGCUGGACAAAAAGUCGAAGAGUGUAAAAUACAACAGGCUCCAUCUACGAAAUAAUGCAUUGCUAAAUA
Molecule: messenger RNA, 1205 nt
Organism: Sclerotinia trifoliorum
Lineage: Eukaryota; Fungi; Ascomycota; Leotiomycetes; Helotiales; Sclerotiniaceae
Source: the annotation of a GenBank genome assembly